CUGAUAGCACGUUUUCAUCGUCGUCGCCGUCGUCGUCGUCGUCGUCGUCGUGCGAUCAGGUUGCUGUGUGGUCGUCGUCGAUAGUUCAUUCGAGUGCACCCGUCUGCGCAUUAUUGCUCGCGCAUUUCGUUUACCGCGAAUUUCCGAUUGACGUGAGCGCCGCGUUUCACGCGCCGCGCCGUUUUCAUCGGCAAUCGCAAUCGAUCAGUGGCUCGCUCACGAUAUUUGAGUAUUUGUAAUAUGAAUUCGGCUACCGAGGAAUAAUCUGGACAAAGGACAUUGCAGAAAUGAACAUCAUCUUUGUAAACUCCGCUGUCAAACUCGCACAUAUUGAAUGUUCCUUUCCCCUCUUCUUCCCCGAUUACUUUGUAAUUUCUGAAAUGGACGUUUGACUCAUUUAUUUAUUGCUGACGCAGCAUAAUUGCCAAGAUGAAACAAAAUUUAUCGAGUCUGUAUAUCAAAUAAAAACUCGGAGAAUUCGGGUGAGUUGAGUAUCUUAAAACUUUGAGUGAAGUGAAGACGAUAAAAAAAAAAAAAAAAAAAGUAGUGUUGCGUAAGAUCUCGCAAGAUGUAAAAUUAGUGUUCGCCGCUGUGUUUCACGAAGCCGUUGGGACAAACGAACGUGUAAGUGAAACACGAGAUUCGCGGGGGCUUCGUCGCGGACAGUGAGAUGAGUGAGAAAAGUGCAUUAUCGUCUGCGAAGAACCGAGAAAGAGUGAGUGGAAGUACCUUUUGGAGACACAGCUGGCAUUGUUCCGCCUAUUUGUCAAAAGAAUCGUCUCUCGCAAAACUCGGUAACCCGGCUCGCAGUUGGGAAAACAUGGCGCGAGCUAAGACUGACAACAACAAGUCGACAUCUUGGCAGCGUGGGCCAGAUUCGCAGCGAUCCAGUCCUAGUCCGAGCAGACUCCAUCGUGUCGAAGAGGUCACGUCUCACACAGCCCCCGUUUCCCCUCUGCACGAUUACAGAACGAGCGGCCACGCCGGGAGAGAAAGAAGGCGGAAUCCCGGUCUCAGCAAAGCUCAAAGGCGAAUCAAAGCCUCGAGCACACCCGCACUUUUGGACAGGGAUCAUGACGGUCGUCAUUGGUCCGGUGACGAGGAUGACGAAGGCAUGAGGAUGAGCCGCAUAACGACCGAGCAUCCUCUGACAGAAGCGACGAUUCCUCUGGUCAGCCAUUCGAGGCUGCAAGAGCCGUCCUCUUCACCGAAUGUCGUCAAUGUGUCCGCCGGCGGAAAUCAAAAUGCUGCGCAUCGCGCGCAGAGCCAGCAAGAGAGCGUUCUGCAGAAAUUCCGUAAGAGCUUCUCGCUGAGGUUUCACAAAAAGGGCAGCAAGGAGAGCAACGAGGAAUGUCCUGUGGAGGAUCACGACGGGCAUCUGGACGACGAGGAAGGUAGAGAGACACCGCCUGUAACCACUUCGGAACAGAGCAAUCAGCACAAAGACGACUCCUCCAACGACCAGAAAUUCCGAUUCGGUCCGCUGGUCUGGCGUAGCAGCAAGGAGAGGAAGAAGGGCAACAAAGCCGCGCGCAACGCAAAGUGCAACAGCGGGGAUAGCGGCAUACAAAUCGAGAUGGUAUCUGGUGGAGCGUUGACUGGGGGCAGCGGCGGCGGUAUGAUGGGUGGCGGUGACAGUUCCGAGUCUCAUGAUACGGACGACAUUCCCGACGACACCGACAGUCCUCCGGCCCUUCGCAGGCGAGUCACCGACAAAUCGCGGCCCCAGUCCGAGCUCGUCACCCAGAUACUGAUUGACAAGUUGAAGGCGGAUUUGCAAAACCGCACGUCGCGACACAAUCACGUACGUCGCACGAACAGCGACCUGGGAGGCCAGAGACUGCUCCAAUGGGACACCAGGUCGGGAUACGUUUACAAUUACCGCAGGAUGCUGUCGACACCAUCACCGAUCAAAACAAGGCCGCCCAGGCUUAGCCCGAGGCACUCUUCCCAUGAUAUCGUUACGCUCAGAAGUAACGCGAAAGGGAGGAGUUCUCGGACAAAUUUGAGACGCUCGCUCAGCCAGCCACUGGGAAUCAAUCAGCUCUCGCCGUUAAUGCGCACUAAAACUACAGGCGUGAGAUUACCCGGUGGCAACGUGCUAUCCGAGGACGAGCAGGAUGGGAGAGCCGGCACAUCGGACGAUGAGAUGAUGUCCGACUCUGAAUCCUCGAUCGCUUCCUUAACGGACAAAAAAAAGUCAUUCGAGCAGACAAUGGACGAAGAAAUUGUUAUCUUAGCUGAAGCUGUUUGGGACCACGUGGCUAUGGAACCAGAAGAGCUGGCUUUUCGCGCCGGGGACGUGAUUGACGUUCUUGAUACUCUCGAUAAGGAUUGGUGGUGGGGCAGCUGCAGGGGAGAGCACGGAUGGUUUCCAGCCGCUUUUGUCAGGUUGCGAGUGAGCCAGGAGGACACGGUGGAAGAUUGUCUGGCGGCGAUGGCCUCGGGAGGAUCGCCGGUCACUCAGUUGAGAAGACGAACGAGCGUUUCCCUGCUCUCGAACGAGCAAGUGCGAACUAGCGUGGUUCGCGAGCUCGUUCAGACCGAGCGCGAUUUCGUCAAGAUUCUGCGCGACGUAGCCGAGGGUUACAUCGCUGAGUGUCGCAGACGCACGGACAUGUUCACCGAAGAGCAAAUCGAAACGAUCUUCAUCAAUCUCGAGGAGCUUUUGGAUUUUCAAUCCGAAUUCCUCAAGGAUCUCGAGACUCGCAUCGACUGGAACGCGCCUCACAAAAGCUGCGUCGGCGAAUGUUUUCUAACUCACAGGGCAGGCUUUCGUAUGUAUUCUCAGUAUUGCAACAGCCACCCGAUGGCCACGGCGACGCUGCAGGAGCUCUAUCAGCACAAUCGUUAUAGCAAGUUUUUCGAGGCGUGUCGAUUAAUGAGAGGUCUCAUAGAGAUUCCUCUGGACGGAUAUCUGCUGACACCCGUUCAACGAAUCUGCAAAUAUCCUCUUCAAUUGGCGGAACUAUUGAAGUAUACGAAAACCGAUCAUCCGGAUUAUCACAAGAUUCGGGAGGCUCUGGAGGCUAUGAGGGACGUAGCGGUGCUGAUCAACGAGAGAAAAAGACGGAUGGAGAGUCUGGAAAAGUUGGCCGCCUGGCAGAUGCGCGUAGAAGGAUGGGAGGGCGAAGAUCUCAUAGAAGUUUCGUCGCAAUUGAUUUAUCAAGGCGACGCAAUGAGAGUGAAAACGGGUAUGUGGACGAACAACAUUACGCUAUUUCUCUUCGAUCAUCAGCUGGUUUACUGCAAAAAGGACAUACUCAAGCGUAACACCUACGUCUACAAGGGUCGCAUCUAUCUUGACACUAGCGAGGUGAUCGACGUACCCGACGGAAAAGAUCUUCAAUCAGGAGUGACAGUGAGGCACUGUCUAAAGAUAUACAGCUGCGUCCGGGAUAAAUGGUUGCUCUUCUGUUGCCGCACAGCGGAAGAGAAACGCCGCUGGCUCGCGGCAAUGGCUGAAGAACGAAGAUUGGUGGCUCAAGAUAGAAAUGAUGGGUUAGAAUUUCCAGCGGCAGCUAGACAGCUUGCCAGGAUCGCCGCCAGAAGACAGCAGAACAGACCGCCGAUCAAACCACGCAGUGUCGCAGAUAAAACAUACAAGAGAGAGACUGCGUACGAGAUGCCGACGAUGGUCGGACAGCAGGGCAGCACCAAUUCGCUUGGACGAAAAGUCGGCACCUGGUUCACAUUCGGUAGCAACAAGAAAAGCACUCGGCUUCAACCGUCCUGAGACAGGCCCACCUUCGUGCCGUACAUUGACUUGUAAAAACGCCGCGGCUAAAUGGGCGCUGCAUUGUCAUGUCGGAAAUUUUGACUUAACUAGUGAUUAUUCUCCGAAACUUAGAGAUCGCUAUGAGAUAGAGACUUUUUUUUCAAGAUCACUCUGAUCGGAUCACUCAAACGAGGUAACACUACUUAGCGAUCGUUCCUAUUUAACAUAAUUUUUGUGCCAAUCGACGAACGAUCCACUUAGAUCGUCAAGAAGCACCGACGAGACGAGCAGCGCCUCGUCACUUAUAUGUACGGCACGAAGGUGUUUAAAUAGUUCGCAAGUAGAUUUCAUCUCGCAAGAGAUAUAUCUCUUUUUCAACUAAAGUAGUAAAAGAAAACGCUGUAGAUUUCAUCAGAUUCGAUCAUUGUCAUCGCAAUUUGAAAGCAACGUCAAUAUGUAACUUUUCAGUCGCUGACUCUCGCGAAAAUAGAUCAAAGCGUCAUAUCAAAGCGCGCGCUUCUAUAUUUACCGCAGGUAAAUCCAGGUGAGACUUUAUUGUGUUUUAAAUUCGAAUCAGGACUGGUUUUGUCUCUUUGAAUCAGUGAUUCUUCAGAUCAGAGAGAGAGAGGGCUUUAAAUCAAUCUUCUUUGAUACGAUUGUACUUUCAACAUUGUUAAUGUUCGAAACUUAUUGUUUAAAAUCUUUUCAAGUAAUUGUUGAGAGAGAAAGAGAGAGGUGUAUAAUUGAUCUUGUAGAUAUUUGACAUUAGAAAUUAUUGUUACUAACAGCGAAGAUAUAGAGAUUAAGAUAAUAGAAACACACUUAGAAAAGUGUGCGUGUGCGUGUGUGUGUGUGUGCUAUGUGCGCGCGCGCAUGUGUGAGUGUGUGUAUGUGAUAAUAAAUGAUAAAUGUAUAAAGUCAAUAGCGGGCUUCUGCGGUACUCAAGAGAAAAGUAUUAGUCAACUUUUCAUUGCAAAUCCACGAUACAUAAUGAAGCAUGGCAUAUAUGUAUUGUUAUAUAUAUACAUAUAUAUAUAUAUAUAUAUAUAUAUACAUAUAUAUACGCGCAAUAUCGCUUUUCGAACCGAGCAGCUGGAUGUCGUAUUGCAUAUAUACACGGCUAUAAAUUUUGUAUGAUAAUCGAAAGACUGACGACCAAGACGCUUCCUGCGAAGGGAAAUCGAUUAUAAAUUUUGAAUGAGAAAUGCCAUAGGAUCGACAUAACGUGAUUUCUGAAUUGAAUUUGUUAAACGAUCUUCAUCCGCCUUAUGUUUGUAGAUCCGUUUGACUGUUUCGAGAAUUUUGUCUGAAUCUUUUUUUUUUUUUAUCUCUCAGAAAUAAUGUUAAGUAAUAAUUGUCGUGAGUGCGAGUGGUUGGCAACAAGUUCGAUGACGAAAAAAAAACAAAUCCACAUCGGAUCAGUUUAGCGCGAGAUCAAUUUUGAGCGGAACACGAUGAUGAGAUUCCGCAUUUUAUUACUUUUCUCUCAACGAAGACAGGUGUAUUUUGUAUUUAGAGAAAAUCUCCAGCGAGCUAUGCAAGGUAACUUUUACUGCCUAACUAAUGUUCGUUAUUUUACAUGGUUGUGUGUGUCGUAUUACUCGUAGUAGUUUGUACAGAGUUGCUUAUUGGUGGAAAGGUAAGAGAGAUUGAGAGAGAGAGAGAGAAAGAAAGAAAAAAAAUUUCAUUUCUACGCAAAAUAACAGAGCGGCAGUAUUAUCAUACAGAUUAAAAAAAAAAAAAAAAGUAAUUAAAUAUUUGUAAAUAUUCGCAUAUCAGGCCUCUUUGUGUGAUUGCGACCAAGAAGCGAUAAACUUCUUUAAAAAGAGAGAGAAAGAGAGAGAGACGAGAAGGAAAUGAUCAAGAGAUCUCCGAAGUUUUUUCUACUCUUGUACACAGAAAGAGAGAUACGUGAGAGUUCGGUAACGAGUCAGUCAGAAUGUAGAAUCUUUAUGUUAUAAUAAUAACACAACACGUAUUAUUGUCUCCAAACGCGGUCCCUUGACGAAAAGUUCGAUCUUGCAAUCUCAGCGCAACUUAUACUCUGAAAGUUUCCAACACUGCCAAUAAGUUUUAAACAAAUUUUUUUUUCCUUUUUUUUUCUAUACACUUGUUAUUGUUUUAAAUUAUUGUCUUUGAUAAAAAAAAAAAAAAAAAAAANAAAUGAGGAGAUCGGUACUUCCGGUACUUUCUCCGAGAGCGAGGGACAAGCGCGUUUUUCUCCGUCUCUUCGGGAAUCUUUGUGUCUAAAGUCAAGAAACGUAGCACAAGAAGAACGAAGGGGAGAUGCACUUAUUACGUUUUAUAUAUGACACAAACACAAAAAAGGUUUUAUAUAUUUUUGCUUAUUUCCCGACGACGUAAUUUACUAUAUACGAGGACAAUAUAAAUGAUAAAAAAAAAAAAAAAAAAAAAAAAAAAAGAAUGGAUCAAGAUUCCUAAAUGUACAGAAAGAAAUCACAUUAGCCUGUUGAUGUUUAGAUUUAUUAGAAAAGACGCAGAUCCUGUUGCCGGACCCUGAACUCAUUUCAGAGUUAUUUUUAUAGAGAAACUAUUUCGUAUAUUGGUUCUCAAAUGUGAUUUUUCCUAAUAAGUAUUGCUAUUGUACACGGGAAACUGCUUUAGUGGCCAAUGUAAGUAUAAGGAACAGCACAAAAAAAAAGUUAAACGUUAAGAAAUACGCGCGGCAAGAAUAUUCUUGGGGGAAUAUAAAAUAUAACAGAAAUUCGCAUCGUCUCUGAACAAAAAAAAAAAAAUUGUGUGUACCACGCGAUCAAGCCAUCACCAUUUUACAUUUACGAGUAAUGUAAUUGCACUCUCUCGUCACGACGAAGAAGUCGAUCGAAAGCCCGUGAUGAUUAAAAGUUCAUACCUCGCACGAGCUCUCCUAUAUUGACAAGUGAAUUACAUAUCUUAUCGACACACAACCCGAUUAAUUCACAACACAGAGGAUGUUCGACAAGAGGAUGUGCUCUGUCUUCUUUUUUUUUUUUUUUUUUAGAAAUAGUUUCAUUUGGAAAAAAAAAAUGAUUA
Pseudomyrmex gracilis is the source of this 6751-nucleotide messenger RNA. It is a transcript of the gene RhoGEF3, whose product is annotated as spermatogenesis-associated protein 13. Gene Ontology annotation, biological process: intracellular signal transduction. The transcript is spliced from 16 exons. The record is from RefSeq and is a predicted model, not a curated record. Lineage: Eukaryota; Metazoa; Arthropoda; Insecta; Hymenoptera; Formicidae. Gene Ontology annotation, cellular component: cytoplasm. Gene Ontology annotation, molecular function: guanyl-nucleotide exchange factor activity; protein binding. Bases 671 to 3736 code for a protein of 1021 amino acids.